UGGUGCACCGAUCAGUGAUGGAAGUGAGGCCCAUUUAUUCGAAGCUCGCAGACAUAGUAUAGGUCAUUAUUUUUCAUAGAUGCACCCGUCUUGUGCGUCAAGCGUACGUCACACUAUAGGCCUAAUAUGGUGUGUGUGUGUGUGUGUGUGAGAGAGAGAGAGAGAGAGAGAGAGAGAGAGAGGCUGUGUGUGCGCGCGCGCGAUUGCGUGCGUAUGUUUCCAAAUACAAUACACGAGUUCCAUCCGUUCCACGGUCGUGUCCACUGCAAACAGAACCCAUCUGACCCACAGUUCGACACUUUUUCCUGCAGCCUUUAAUCAGCACAGCAGCCGGGUUUUUUUUUUGUUUUGUUUUUGUUUUUCCAGUUUGGUAAAACGGAUGUCAAGUAAAUCUGAGAGAACAUAAAAAAAAAAAAAAAAUCUAAUUGUUAUUUUUUUUAAUCAAACUUGUCUUUGUCUUUAUCGCCGCUGUCGCCUUAACCUUGCGCUCCCAGGGCUGGGUUCUUGCGUGGGGAGACGCGCUCGUCCACGUCCAUAAUCGAUAGACGGGUGCAGGUAGCCUUGCCUUGCCUUGCCUUGCCUUUCUCCCUCACACACGCAGCAUCCCCACGCAUCCCCACUCCAGUGUGCAGCCUCCCUCUCUGCUAUUUUCCUCUCCAUCACAUCCCCGCACUCAGGAGCGGACACUUGUGCGUGUGCGGGGCCUUUGACUAUUGAUCCGCGCACAUCUGGAACACCUCAUAUUUGUUUUAAUAAGGCAGGGAUAGAGAGAGUGUAUGUGUGUGAGAGAGGGAGAGAGUGAGAGAGAGAGAGAGAGAGAGAGAGAGAGAGAGAAAGAGAAAGAGGCGAGACAGGGAGUGAGACAGCCGCAGGAGGAGCAGGAGGAGCAGGACGGAGCACUUGACACCUUUGCUUCUCCUCCACGGCAUCGAUAUGCAGUAGCUCUGCGGAGACAGCAAGGCCAGUCCGUGGCUUCUUCAUAUUAGAACCGUGUUUCUCUGCGCAUUCCUCACCGACGGCGCUGUCUCGUUUCUUUAUCCCCCCCCCUCCUCCUCCUCCUCCUCCUCCUCUCCCCUCCUCUCCCCUCUGCGGAUUACCUUGACCAGGGAACACAGCCUCACACAGUAGUGCAACCUGAGCAGAUUCUGAUUUUGGGGGGAUUCGGUGGGGACACCAUUGGACCUUGCCAUGGACUCCAGCGCGGGGAAUUAUGGCAUGGCUCGUCUUGGAUUGUUUUUGGUUUUGGUGAUGGGGCUGUGGAGAUUCAGCGACGCUUGCCCCGCAUCCUGCACUUGCAGCAUCUCAAGGAUUGUUUGUAUUGAUUCUGUACCAGGGAUCGAGGAUUUCCCCCUGCUCACGCUGGAUGACAUGGAAAACAUCACCGAGAUAUACAUUGCGAAUCAGGACAGACUCUUUGACAUCAACGACAACAGUUUGCGGUAUUACAUCAACCUCAGAAACCUAACAGUGACCAGGACAAGACUAACAUCCAUAUCAACAGAUGCAUUUUUCAACAAUACAAGACUACAAUAUGUAAAUUUAAGAGACAACAACCUCUCGACAUUGUCUUGGCGAACUUUUCAGAACUUCAACAUCUCACAUCCACUCCUGCUGUCAGGAAAUCCUCUGGAUUGUAUUUGUGAGAACUUGUGGAUCAAUCUAAGGCUACAGGAAGAAGGUGACGGUCAGGAGCUAAAAUGUACCGACGACAGAGGAGAGAUGAUGACCUUUGGCACUUUCCCUCUACUGGAUUGUGUGUUUCCGAUGGUAGAUGUCACACCGAAGGUUGUGACCAAGAUGCAGGGAGGUGAUGUUAAAGCCGUGUGCACUGCCACGGGCUCCCCGACUCCUGAGAUCCUGUGGAACCUGGAUAUACUCUCCACCCACCACAAGAUCGACCCGCAGGAAACAAAGAGCACCCUCACCCUCUUCGGCCUGUCUCCCUAUGAUAAUGGCAGGGUGAUUGUGUGCAGCGCCGAGAACAUGGUCGGUCAGACGGAGGCCACUAUCCAGCUGAAUAUUCUCUUUGCCCCCACCAUCGAGCAGCUGCUGGAGCCACAGCAGAACCACCACUGGUGCAUUCCCUUUGGCGUGACGGGAAACCCGAAGCCCGAGCUGCAGUGGUACCACGAAAACAAGCCCCUCCAGGAACACGACUACAUCCACACCAAGAUCCACAAGUCCGUGGACAAUGUGGACUACGGCUGCCUACAGCUGGUCAACCCUACGCACAUUCACAACGGCCUGUACAGGCUGGUGGCCAAGAAUGAGUACGGCUGGGAUGAGAAGACUGUCUCGGCCAUGUUCAUCGACCCACCAGAAACAGACGACCCUACGAUCUUUUACUAUCCCACUGAUUCACCACCUCUGGAUGACAGUGUUGCUGUGUACGUAGUCGUUGGAAUCGCAGGAGUUGCCUUGACUGGCUGCGUGCUAAUGGUUAUCGUCCUGAAAUAUGGAAGAAAUUCAAAGUUUGGUAUCAAAGGCUCCUCCUCGGUCAUCAGCAAUGAUGAUGACUCCGCCAGCCCUCUUCAUCACGUCUCCAAUGGCAACAACACCCCGUCGUCCUCUGAGAUGGGUCCAGACGCAGUGAUCAUUGGGAUGACAAAGAUUCCUGUCAUUGAGAACCCGCAGUACUUCCGUAACAUAGGCAGCAUUCUGGAAUCCAACACCCUCGUCCAACACAUCAAGAGGCACAACAUCGUCCUGAAGCGGGAGCUGGGAGAGGGAGCCUUCGGGAAGGUCUUUCUUGCUGAGUGCUACAACCUGACACCGGACCAAGAGAAGAUACAUGUGGCAGUCAAGACUCUGAAGGAGGCCAGCGAGAGCGGCCGAGCUGACUUCUACAGAGAGGCGGAGCUCCUCACCAACCUCCAGCACCAACACAUCGUCACCUUCUACGGCGUGUGUGUCGACAGCGACCCGUUCAUUAUGGUGUUCGAGUACAUGAAGCACGGCGACCUCAACAAGUUUCUCAGGUCACAUGGUCCUGAUGCUGUGCUAAUGGCAGACGGUCAACACAGUAUCCUGGUGGAGUUGACCCAGUCACAGAUGCUACACAUUGCCCAACAGAUUGCUGCUGGAAUGGUCUACCUGGGCUCCCAGCACUUUGUCCACAGAGACUUGGCCACCAGAAACUGCUUAGUGGGAGACAACCUGACGGUCAAGAUAGGAGACUUUGGCAUGUCCAGAGACGUUUACAGCUCGGACUAUUACAGAGUGGGCGGUCACACGAUGCUGCCCAUCCGCUGGAUGCCUCCAGAGAGCAUCAUGUACCGGCGGUUCACCACAGAGAGUGACGUGUGGAGCCUGGGAGUGGUGCUGUGGGAGAUCUUCACCUACGGCAAACAGCCCUGGUACCAGGUCUCCAACAACGAGGUGAUCGAUUGCAUUACCCAGGGUCAUGUACUACAGCGACCCCGCACCUGCCCUAAAGAGGUCUAUGAUCUGAUGCUGGGCUGCUGGCAGAGGGAGCCCUACAUGAGGCUGAACAUCAAGGAGAUCCACAGCAUGCUCCAGAGCCUGGCCAAGGCCUCGCCCGUCUACCUGGACAUCCUGGGCUGACGCGGCGGCGUCUGCGUUUGUGCUUCGCGUGCAUGUGUGUGCGAGCUGUGGCCUCGUGAGUUUGUCUGUGUGUGUUGGAUGGAGAGGAGGACAGAAGCUAAUGUGGCUAACGUGUGGGUGCGUCUCUGUACAGUACUAGCUGUAAAUGUUCCUGUAAAUGAUCUCGCCCUCGCACUAGUCCCGUUGAGUUUCGCCUUAAAUCUUUAGGUUCUUCUGCACACGUCCAUACGACACGUGAGGCCAUUCAACAGUGACGACGUUAGCAGCGUAAGCGACGGUUAAACAGAGCUAAUGUGUCCUCUCUCAGCCGUGUCUCACAGGGAAUUACAUCCUGCAGGAACGACAUGUUUAAAGUCGGAGCUAAAGCUUUUUCCUCUGAUACACAUUUAUAAAAAAAAUAUUCGGAACAUUACGACAUGCUCACGAUCGUCUGGAAACUUCUCUCUGUCCUUUAGCGGGUAGAUCUGAGGUCACCACAGUGGAACCUCUCACACCAUCUCCAUGUUUCCUCCUGAACUCCACAGUAGUAGUAUACACAGUAGUGAUGGGUAAUACCACAUCUGUUUUGAUUUGAUACUAUAUCGAUGACGUUUUUGGCAUUUUUCUUACCCCAGUAAAACACAUUUCAAAUACUGACCAACUUUGAUAUGUAUUUCCCAUUACAUAUUAGUCCUGAAUUACAUAAUAACAUGAUUUUACACAGUGUAACCUGAAUAGUUUCAUUGCUAGCAUUCAGGAACAAAGAUUUUUUUUCAUAUCUUGGAUCAAUUUCCUGAUCAUAAAGUUUAAAAUUCUGAAAAUCAAGUAUCAAAUAUCUGGUGUAGUCAGUUACUUUUUUAUUAUUAUUCAGUAUCGAUACUUUACGAGAGUAAGCGAUAUACUCAAUACGUACUAGUACCAAUACAUCCAGUAUCAAUAUACCGAUACCACCACUCGUUGCGCCCAUCACUUUAUCCACUCACGUUCAACUCAUGUUAAACUUCAGUUUAGUUAAAUGCUCAGCUCUGAUUGGCUCAUUUCUAAUCCUGUCCAUUGUGGUCGCUCAUGGUGAAAAUCUCAGCGUCACAUUCACACGCGUCAACCCCCCUCGUCUCCAUCUCCUCCAUGCACUAAAUCUUAUAUCACAGAAUUAACCGAGGGAUUUGAACCCGUCACCCUCUGUCACCAAACAAUUCGUCUUCAUCUCUGUUAAUAUUCAUGUUUUAGAAAGCCUAAAAAACUGUACGGACAUUUUCUUCAGCGCUGCUUUUGUAAACUUUUCCUGAGUUGUAUCUAAAGCACAGAGCAGGAGGACAUGAUGGUGAGGGGGGAGUGAGGUG
Molecule: messenger RNA, 4883 nt
Organism: Cynoglossus semilaevis (tongue sole)
Lineage: Eukaryota; Metazoa; Chordata; Actinopteri; Pleuronectiformes; Cynoglossidae
Product: BDNF/NT-3 growth factors receptor-like
Exons: 18
Coding region: 1189-3564 (791 amino acids)
Biological process (GO): multicellular organism development; positive regulation of kinase activity; positive regulation of phosphatidylinositol 3-kinase/protein kinase B signal transduction
Cellular component (GO): plasma membrane; signaling receptor complex; axon
Molecular function (GO): brain-derived neurotrophic factor receptor activity; ATP binding; brain-derived neurotrophic factor binding
Source: RefSeq, a predicted model, not a curated record